Molecule: messenger RNA, 756 nt
Organism: Enhydra lutris kenyoni (northern sea otter)
Lineage: Eukaryota; Metazoa; Chordata; Mammalia; Carnivora; Mustelidae
Product: RNA binding motif protein 24
Exons: 4
Coding region: 1-756 (251 amino acids)
Cellular component (GO): cytosol
Molecular function (GO): mRNA 3'-UTR binding
Source: RefSeq, a predicted model, not a curated record
AUGCACACGACCCAGAAGGACACGACGUACACCAAGAUCUUCGUCGGGGGGCUGCCCUACCACACCACCGACGCCAGCCUGCGCAAGUACUUCGAGGUCUUCGGCGAGAUCGAGGAGGCGGUGGUCAUCACCGACCGGCAGACGGGCAAGUCCCGGGGCUACGGAUUUGUAAGUUGUGCGGCUGGGGGCUGGGGUGGGGUUGGGGAGGGGGAGGUCACCAUGGCUGACCGAGCUGCUGCUGAGAGAGCCUGCAAGGACCCGAACCCCAUCAUUGAUGGCAGGAAAGCCAACGUGAAUCUGGCAUACCUGGGCGCAAAACCAAGGAUCAUGCAACCAGGUUUUGCCUUCGGUGUUCAACAGCUUCAUCCGGCCCUCAUACAGAGACCUUUUGGGAUCCCCGCCCACUACGUGUACCCGCAGGCGUUCGUGCAGCCCGGCGUGGUCAUCCCGCACGUGCAGCCCACGGCCGCCGCCGCCUCCACCACCCCGUACAUCGACUACACGGGCGCCGCCUACGCCCAGUACUCGGCGGCCGCCGCCGCCGCCGCCGCCGCCGCCGCCUACGACCAGUACCCGUACGCCGCUUCGCCGGCCGCCGCCGGCUACGUCACCGCGGGGGGCUACGGCUACGCAGUGCAGCAGCCAAUCACCGCCGCCGCCCCCGGGACGGCAGCCGCCGCCGCCGCGGCCGCCGCAGCCGCCGCCGCCUUCGGCCAGUACCAGCCGCAGCAGCUGCAGACCGACCGCAUGCAGUAG